CUUCGGUUUAAUCAAUUGGUGUUCGCUAGACAGAAUCUUUUUCUGUCGAAUCGAAUCAAGAUUUGUUUCAGUUGGAUAAUAUCUUGAUUUUUCUCAAUUUAAUUCGAUCCCGGGAUUGGGCUUUUCGCGAAUUAGGUGAAUUUUGUUGAAGGAUAUGUAAAUGUACCAGAACCGAAACUACAUUCAAUUUCAAAUUCGCUUCGCUUGUAAGCACUAGGACCCACAUCUGGCUAGGGUUUUUCCCGGGUUUCCAUCUUCUUGGCACUCCGUCGCUCUUUACGCAGAGCAGGAACAUGUUGGAUAUAAACCUUUUUCGAGAAGAAAAGGGUAACAACCCUGAGAUCAUCCGCGAAUCUCAGCGCCGCCGCUACGCCAGCGUCGAAAUUGUCGACGAGAUCAUCAGGCUUGACAAGGAGUGGCGCCAACGCCAAUUUGAAGUAGAGAAUUUCCGGAAAGAGUUCAACAAGCUCAACAAGCAAGUGGCCAAACUUAAAAUCUCUGGUGGUGAUGCGAGCGAGCUGAUUCAUCAGACAGAGAAAAACAAACAGGAAUCUGCAGAAAAGGAAGCGGAAGUCCGUGAAGCUUUUGCUGCUUUGAAAGCCAAAUUGGAGACAGUCGGAAAUCUUGUCCAUGACUCCGUUCCAAUUAGCGAUGAUGAGGCUAACAACUCAGUGGUUAGACACUGGGGUGUAGCUACGAGUGGCCAGAAGUUGAAGAACCAUGUUGAGCUUGUCGAGCUUCUUGGCAUUGCUGAUUCCAAGAAAGGUUGUGAGGUUGCAGGAGGAAGAGGUUUUUAUCUGAAGGGAGAUGGCGUUCGCCUUAACCAAGCGCUUAUCAACUUUGGCCUCGACUUCUUGGAGAAGAGAGGAUUUACGUGUCUGCAAACUCCGUUCUUCAUGCGGAAGGAAGUUAUGGCUAAGUGCGCUCAGUUGGCUCAGUUCGAUGAAGAGCUUUACAAGGUGACCGGUGAAGGAGAUGAUAAAUAUCUGAUUGCGACAGCUGAGCAGCCGCUUUGUGCAUAUCACCUUGAAGACUGGAUUCAUCCAUCAGAGCUCCCAAUUAGAUACGCAGGUUACUCGUCUUGCUUCAGGAAGGAAGCCGGGUCCCAUGGAAGAGACACACUGGGUAUUUUCCGAGUUCACCAGUUUGAGAAAGUCGAACAGUUUUGCAUCACCAGCCCUAAUGGGAACGAUUCAUGGGAUAUGCACGAGGAGAUGAUCAAGAACUCUGAGGAAUUUUAUCAGGCGCUGAAGCUUCCUUACCGAGUUGUGGCCAUCGUCUCUGGAGCUCUGAACGAUGCGGCUGCGAAAAAACUUGAUCUGGAGGCGUGGUUCCCAGCUUCCGAGGCUUACAGAGAGCUCGUCUCCUGCUCCAACUGUGCAGAUUACCAAGCACGAAGCCUUGAGAUCCGAUAUGGCCAGAAAAAGCAGAGCAAUGAGCAGACGAAGCAGUACGUGCAUCUGCUGAACUCGACCCUGACGGCGACGGAGAGGACCAUCUGCUGCAUCCUGGAGAACUACCAGACGGAAGACGGCGUGCAAGUUCCCGAGGUCCUGCAGCCGUUCAUGGGCGGAAAGACGUUUUUUCCCUUCAAGGCCAAGCCCGUCACUGCUGAGGGCAAGGGAAAGAAGUCGAAAGCUUGAUACUGUGUAAUCUCUGGAGAAACUUUUGCAGAAUUUUUUAUCGGAGUUUCAGACAGGAAUGAUUCGGUUAUAUAUACGCUCAGUUCAUCAUCAUUUUGGUUUGGUAACA
Messenger RNA from Tarenaya hassleriana, 1752 nucleotides. RefSeq names its product serine--tRNA ligase, cytoplasmic-like. The transcript has 11 exons. The record is from RefSeq and is a predicted model, not a curated record. Lineage: Eukaryota; Viridiplantae; Streptophyta; Magnoliopsida; Brassicales; Cleomaceae. Gene Ontology annotation, biological process: seryl-tRNA aminoacylation. Gene Ontology annotation, molecular function: serine-tRNA ligase activity; ATP binding; tRNA binding. The coding region runs from base 294 to 1643 and encodes 449 amino acids. Gene Ontology annotation, cellular component: cytosol.